AUGCCUGUCAAGUCGGAGUGUUCGUUUCGGGAACGGACGCAAGAGUUCCUGGCAAUUUCUGAGAGGCUGAAGAAGUUUAUCCCACAACAGUCCAAUGGGUCGAGCAGCAGUGGGACAAAGUUGGAUUCGCUUCAAUCUACCGUCUCCAUUCAGUCAGAAUUCAACAAGAGAGCUUCGAAAAUUGGGCUCGGGAUCCACCAGACCUCCGAGAAGCUCUCAAAGCUCGCCAUGUGUAAGAAAACUAAUCGAUCAUCGUCUCUUCUCUCAGAAUCAAAACUUUUUGGGCUCUGCCAGGGAAUGACGCGCCUCUUAGAAACUUGUGCAUGUGAAGAGUUCUCGAAUCACAUCAUGAUAUCUGCCAAAAAUUUCUCCAUUUCUUUGCAUGUGGUUGAUUUCAAUUCUGUCAUGAAUUACCAGAAAGCUAGGAACAUCACUCGGCGAGGAAGAUCCGUCUCAGUUGGAUGAUUUUUAUUCUAAGAAUCCUCUUUAACAUACAAUGCUACAAUAUCUUUUCCCAUUUCCAUGGAUACAUCACAAGUCGCAAGGAGAUCAUAUGCUCUGAAUGGGGAAGCUUUUCUUGACAGUGCCGGCUCCACUUUUUUAGGGUUCUUGUGAUAUUCCACUGGGCGCUUUCUCUUCAUUCCGGAGAAGUCUUCUUCCCUGAGGAAUGCAUUCUUAUUUUAAAAACCAUUUAUAACCUGCUCCUCGAAGAAGUUUAUUUUUUGCUUCAUCCUAAUGUUUCAAAAAUACAGCAUAGCCGAUGAUUCCAAAUUUUUCGUGUAAUUUCUGAGGUGAGGGUAUCAAUGCCAACUUUGGUCCAUAAAUUAUAUCAUUUUCCGGGUCGUCUGGCAAUUUUGCUUAACCUAUUAUCAUUUUGUUAAUUCUUCCUCGUUUUGGUGUAUUUUCUAAAAAUCCAGUGGCUAAGAGGACUGGCACUUACGAUGAUCCAGCCGUGGAGAUUCAAGAACUGACAGCUAUAAUUAAGCAGGACAUAACCUCUCUGAAUUCUGCGGUGGUAGAUCUUCAGCUGCUCUACAAUUCACAGAACGACAGCGGAAGCAUUUCCGGCGACACAACUACCCAUUCAACGACGGUGGUUGAUAAUCUGAAGAACCGCCUGAUGAGUGCUACAAGAGAGUUCAAAGAAGUCCUGACCCUGAGAACCGAAGUAGGGUCAAGUGGCUGCCACAUGUUGAUUUUCUGUGGUUAUUUGAUUAAUUUAGGCUUUGAAUCGUGUUCUUCAUCACAUUACCACAGAGAUUAAAGGUUCAUGAGAACAGAAAACAGAUGUUCUCUAGCAAAGAUUCUUCCAAUCCUUUCAUCCGACAACGGCCUCUUGCUUCAAGAUCUUCCUCAAACUCUGCCGCAUCUGACUCAUCGUCAAACGGGGCAACCUCGACAUCUUCUCAGUUAUUUCCCUGGUAAUGGAAACCGUUCUCAUCAGAACUUCACUAUGAUGGAAGAUCCGGAGCAUGGGUUUCAUGGCUGAUAGCAUAAUUCCUCCCGUUUGUGUUCUCAGGAGGCAGACGACUGAACUGCCCUCUUCAUCAUCUCAGCCAUUAGUCCCCCGGCAUCGCCAGCAGCCGCAGCAGCAGCAGCUGAUCUCUCCAGUUCUUCAAGAUAGCUACAUGCAGAGCAGAGCUCAAACCCUUCACAGCGUCGAGUCAACAAUUCAGGAGCUGGGCAGCAUCUUCACGCAGCUGGCAACCAUGGUUUCUCAACAAGGAGAGCUUGCCAUCAGGUUCCCUCCUCCUCUAUCCUUCCAUGGUCAAUCUUCUACCUCCCACCCCACCCUCCACUGGGCACUCCGCUGAAUGCUGCUCUCCUCGUCCCCGGAUCAAUAGGAUCGACGAGAACAUGGACGACACUCUGGGCAAUGUGGAGGGAGCCCAGGGCGCCCUGCUGAAGCACCUGAUGAAGAUAUCCUCCAACAGGUGGCUCAUGAUCAAGAUCUUCUUCGUCAUGGUUGUUUUUCUGAUGAUUUUCCUAUUUUUCGUUGCUUAA
Messenger RNA from Spirodela intermedia, 2004 nucleotides. The record is from the annotation of a GenBank genome assembly. NCBI's taxonomy places the organism in Eukaryota, Viridiplantae, Streptophyta, Magnoliopsida, Alismatales, Araceae.